Messenger RNA from Gigantopelta aegis, 975 nucleotides. RefSeq names its product gelsolin-like protein 1. Gene Ontology annotation, molecular function: phosphatidylinositol-4,5-bisphosphate binding; actin filament binding. Gene Ontology annotation, cellular component: cytoplasm; actin cytoskeleton. Gene Ontology annotation, biological process: barbed-end actin filament capping; actin polymerization or depolymerization; actin filament severing. Lineage: Eukaryota; Metazoa; Mollusca; Gastropoda; Neomphalida; Peltospiridae. The record is from RefSeq and is a predicted model, not a curated record.
AUGGCUGGUCUUGUUAAAGCUAAAAAAUACGACUGGAAAGAUAGCAAUCUUUCUCUAUUUGGAUCUGAUCUAGAAAAAAAUGUAAAGAAAGCUUCUGCUGAAACUGAACCAGCUUGGAAAGAAGCUGGUAAGGCAGUGGGUCUGCAAAUAUGGCGAAUUGUUAAAUUCAAUGUAACUUCUUGGCCCAAAAAUCAAUAUGGUCAGUUCUACAAUGGAGAUUCCUACAUUAUCCUCAACACCUACAAAGAGGAAGGCAACGAUGAACUUCUUUAUGAUGUCCAUUUUUGGAUUGGACAAUAUUCUACUGCUGAUGAGUAUGGUACUGCAGCUUACAAGACUGUAGAGUUAGAUACUUUGUUGGAUGAUAAACCUAUUCAACAUCGUGAGGUGAUGGGACAUGAAUCUGAUCUCUUUAGAAGUUACUUCUCUGAGAUCACUCUUCUGGAGGGAGGUGCUGACAGUGGCUUCUACCAUGUUGGACCAAAAGAAUACCAACCACGUCUUUUUCACUUCCAUGGAGUGAAGAAAAGUAUUGAAGUACGAGAGCGUCCAUUGAGUAAGAACUCUCUUGACAAUACAGAUGUCUUUAUAUUGGAUUUGGGAGAGGAGAUUUACCAAUGGAAUGGUGAAGAAGCUAACAAAGAUGAACGAUUCAAGGCUUCUCAAUAUCUCACUAAACUCAAGAGUGAUCGUGGCAAAUGUAAGACUGAGGUUUACGGUAAGCAUACUUUACCAGUUGUAUGAUAUAGAAUUCAUUUAUCUGUAGCUGGUGAUGAUGAUGAAUGGGAGAAGUUGGUUGAUAAGUAUCUUCCAGAUGUACCCAUUGAUGAUGAUAGUGAAGUAAGUUUGUUCAUUGCUGAUACUGGUAAAGAGUGCUUUGUUUGGGUGGGCAAAGGAGCCAGUCAGAAUGAGCGACGUCAGGCUAUGAGUUAUUCUCAUCAAAAAGACAUAAACUUUGAGUAUAAAUCUUUCUAG